This is a messenger RNA of Drechmeria coniospora, 1017 nucleotides long. RefSeq lists its product as uncharacterized. Gene Ontology annotation, biological process: proteolysis. The record is from RefSeq and is a predicted model, not a curated record. The transcript has a single exon. Lineage: Eukaryota; Fungi; Ascomycota; Sordariomycetes; Hypocreales; Ophiocordycipitaceae. Gene Ontology annotation, molecular function: metalloendopeptidase activity. Bases 1 to 1017 code for a protein of 338 amino acids.
AUGGCCUCUCUGCCUCUCCUCCUCUCCCUCUGGGCCUUGACGGCGACGGCCGCGCCCGCCAUCAAGGACGGCCGCGUCGCCGCGCGAUCCCAAAUCUCGCCGAGCUGCGGCAACAACGUGUGGGUGAGAAACUCGCUGAAGCAGUGCGCCUCGCUGGCUCGGACGGCGGCGGCGACGGCCAUGAACACGUCGAGCACCCUGAUGAAGGACUUUUUCAAGUUCGAGGACGAACGAUCUCGCAAGUUCGUCUCCGAAGUCUACGCCAUGAUUGCCGAAGAGUGCGAGUCGGAAGGCCAAGGGCUGGUGACGAUCAACUGCGACGAAUCGAGACAGCCGCAGGGCUGCACCUGGGCCGCGGGCAUCACCCAGGGCCACGAGGUCACCCUCUGCCACGGCUUCUUCAUCAACGGAGACAACAGGAGCCCUCGCUGCGGUGGCAUCGACGCCGGCAACACGAUGCUUCACGAGAUGACCCACGCGCUGAACGGUACCAAGGAUCUGAGCCAGUUCGCCCCCUCCAACAGCCUCGGCGGCUACGGGCUCAACUUCAUCUUCAGCCUCAACGGCGAGAACAACCUCAUCCACGCCGACACCUACUCCCAGUUCGCCCAGGCCGCCGACCUGAGCUGCAGCGAGCAGGACCUGAGGGAUCGUGCGCAAAAGACUCCGGGCGAAGGGGCCGUCCACGGUGCCGGGACUUCGAGGGACCGGGAUGCGGACGAGUCGGAGGCUCCCCCGGCUCGCACGCCCGGCACGGGCCCGGGUCGAUCUCUCCAGACACCCGGAUCAAACCGUAACGACCCCUUUCAGGGCCAAACGCCCAGCAUCCCGGCCCAAUCGGGCCAGGCACCUCCGCGGAACACAAUGGACCAAAAUCUCCAGGGAACGGGCCAAUUCUCCCAGGGCCAAUUCAACGGCGGCGCCGGUACGGCAACGACGGCACCUGUCCAGCCGCAAGACUUGGGCGGCAUGCUGUCCUCGGCUGUCUCCGCCGGCCUCAGGUUUCUGGGCGGUUAA